Perca flavescens (yellow perch) is the source of this 2306-nucleotide messenger RNA. It is a transcript of the gene scarb2c, whose product is annotated as scavenger receptor class B, member 2c. Gene Ontology annotation, cellular component: membrane; lysosome; cytoplasm. The transcript has 12 exons. The record is from RefSeq and is a predicted model, not a curated record. Gene Ontology annotation, molecular function: scavenger receptor activity. Gene Ontology annotation, biological process: protein targeting to lysosome; receptor-mediated endocytosis. The coding region runs from base 191 to 1636 and encodes 481 amino acids. NCBI's taxonomy places the organism in Eukaryota, Metazoa, Chordata, Actinopteri, Perciformes, Percidae.
GACUGUCGAAGAAAGCGGAAGUGGUAAUAGGGAAGUAUUUCAUUCCGGAUGCGUAGCUUUGCUUCACCGAGAAUUCCUGGCUGAAUGCAGUGGGCCAUCAAAACAAAAACAGCACUCACACACAUACAGUGGCUAAUGUCACUGAGAGCUAACGUUACUGUCCUUAGAUAUAUCAGUUUGCUGUUUCACCAUGCUACUGAAGUCUUGUUGCAUUUACAGCACCGGAGUUUUUUCUAUACUACUUCUGAUCUCGGGUAUUGCUUUGGUCUUGUCUAACGUGUUUACACAUUUGGUACAGUCGGUGGUUGAGAAGGAAGUAGUUUUGAAGAAUGGCACAGAGGCAUUUGAGGCCUGGGAGAAUCCACCGGCCCCUAUUUACAUGCAGUUUUACUUCUUUAAUCUGACCAACCCCAUGGAGGUGCUGGAUGGGGAUCGGCCUGCUGUGAUUGAGAUUGGACCAUAUACAUACAGAGAGUACCGGCCUAUGGAGCAAGUGGACUUCCAUGAUAAUGGCACUAAAGUAGCAGCUGUCAACACUAAGACCUACAUAUUCCAGCGUAACAUGUCCCGAGGUCCAGAGAGUGACCUCAUCAGGACAGUCAACAUCCCUGCAAUGACGGUGAUGGAGCAAUUCAAGGACCAGGCUUUCUUUGCCAAUCUGAUCUCCUCCUACAUGAAGGGCACCGGGGAAGGCCUGUUUACCACCCACACAGUGGGAGAGCUGCUGUGGGGUUAUGAAGACGGCCUGCUCAAAGCCUUCAGAACUUUAAAACCCGAUCUGGAUGAUGUUUUCGGACUCUUCUAUAAGACCAAUGCUUCCAACGAUGGUGAUUAUGUCUUCUUCACUGGACAGCAAAACUACAAGGACUUUUCCAGAGUGGAUACAUGGAACGGUGAAAGCAAGCUGAAUUGGUGGUCAUCUGAUGAGUGCAAUAUGAUCAAUGGAACCAACGGAGCAUCUUUCCAUCCAGUCAUCACCAAAAAUGAGACACUCUACAUGUUCUCCUCUGACCUGUGCAGGUCUCUGUACGCUCUGUAUGAGGAGGAUGUGACAGUGAAGGGGAUCCCUGGGUAUCUCUUCAGUCCCCCGAGCAAGGUGUUUGCCAAUCAUACCGUGAACCCAGCCAACGCAGGCUUCUGUGUCCCUACUGGAAAUUGCCUAGGCUCUGGUGUGCUGAAUGUCAGCCUAUGUAAACAAGGAGCUCCCAUCAUAAUGUCUCCACCACACUUCUACCAGGCAGAUGAGAAAUAUGUUCAGGAUGUAUUUGGCAUGAGGCCUAAGAAGGAGGAGCACCAGACUACGAUUGUUAUCAAUCCGCUGACAGGAAUCAUCCUGCAAGCAGCGAAGCGGCUCCAGGUCAACGUUUACGUCGAGAAAAUUCCCACCUUCAGUCAAACAGGAAACAUAAGGACAGUGAUCUUUCCUGUGGUUUAUAUCAAUGAGAGCGUUGUCAUUGACGACGCGUCAGCCAUGAAGCUGAAGGCGAUUGUUGUCAAGCAGAAUGUCGUGGCGAACAUUCCGUUCAUGCUGAUUGGUCUAGGCAUCGUUCUGGGAGGAGUCUUCAUGUUCCUGAUGUGUCGACAGAAGGUCCCCGAGAGCACGGCAGCUGAACGACAGCCCCUGCUCUCAUCAUAGCACCAAACAGUAUGUAAAAGGAGGAGUAUUGCCAUAUUUGCAGUAUAAUUCCACAUUUCAUGGGUUCAAUGGAUCUGAAGUUUUUUUUUUUACCAUUAACCCCCAAGUAAUAGUUUGCAUUAAUAACCACAAUUCCACCUUUUAAUCUGUUUUUUAAAUCAAAUGGUUUUAGGAAACAAAGUAAAGAGGUUUGUUACAGGGUUGGGGUUAAUGUCAUACUUACAAGUCAGUUGUAAGGAUGCUGAAAUCCCCUCUUUUUUUAAAUUAAAUAUUUCUCUUUUUUACUGCCAAAUAUGGGAUAUUGGAUUGAAACAACGUGAAUUGAGUAAUUUAAAUCUCCUACACAAUCUAAUUUGAAUUGUCUGGAGAGUCCGCUCUGAACAAAUACAACUACCAGGAAUUUAUGUGAAAAUAUACUGUAUCAUUAUUUGUGUGGGUGUGUGGGUGAGUGUGUGUGGGUGUGUGUGUUCAAAAGAUGAAUGGCUACAGAACUGAAAUAGUGAUGAAGGAACACUGUCAGUGUUUGUUUUUAGAAAUUGGCCAAUAAUCCAUUUUUAGCACGGUGUGGUCAGAUUUUUGAGGCAUCAGUAACAAGAACCGCUGUUUUAAUGCAAGACAAAUAUCCUUCAUUUUUUCACAUCAACAUUUCACAUUUUUGUAUUGUACCAAA